This is a messenger RNA of Entrophospora sp. SA101, 4605 nucleotides long. Lineage: Eukaryota; Fungi; Glomeromycota; Glomeromycetes; Entrophosporales; Entrophosporaceae. The record is from the annotation of a GenBank genome assembly.
AUGGACACCAUUCUUUUCGUAGCCUUUAAUCAAGUAAUGCGAGGACAACAACCUGUCAGUAGUCUCAAUGCUGUCUUCGAAAGUUUAACUACCAAUGAAAUUGAUACCAAUACGAUGAAAGAAACGAUGCUGGAUGUCAUAUGGUACCUUGAUUCAACAAUCUUGGAUGGUCAACAUAACACUAGCGACUUGAGAAAUAAACUUGCAACUAUUGCUAGAUAUAUUUUUGAUAAUCACAUAGUUGAUGCAAAGUUAAUAAAAACUCGACUUGAUGUUUCACUAUUACACAAUGCUGGUCUUGUGGAUGAAUUUAAUUUUAACAAAAGAGCAGUUCGGAUCAACACUGCAAUACUAUACAAACAACAAAAGUACAACUUAAUGCGUGAAGAAUCCGAAGGGUACUCAAAAAUUGUUUGUGAACUGGCAUCAAAUUGCGAUCCCACCUUUACUGAUGAAAAUGAGAACGAUCGGAAUCAACGUGCAAACAGUUUACUUGAAUUAAUAAAGACAUUAAUAGGAUAUUUUCAUCUUGAUCCUAACAGAGUAUUAGACUUAAUACUUGAUGUCUUUGUUGUGCAUGUGAGAUCUCACCAUGCUUUUUUACUUCGUCUCUUGGAAUUAUCACCUUGGCAACCUUCUUCUUCAACCGUUAUUGCAACAGCAUCAUCUACCAUUCAUGAAAUUAAAGAAGAUCAUUGGGAAAAUGAUCCCGGAAAUUCUUCUUGUGCUCAUUUACUUGGAUCAAAAUUCAAAUAUUAUCAAGUAAGCUUCACCACAACUGCUGGGGAUAAUGCUUUUCCUUCUUUAUAUGAAGUUUCAGCUUUGCUAAUUCAAAAAGGUUUCGUGCAAAUCAUUGAUCUUUAUCCUCACAUAAUAACGAAGGAUACAAGAGUGCAUGAAAUAGGAUUAGCAAAUGCUCUUCUUAGCAUUGGUGAUUUCUACCACGCUAAAUUCAUACUUUACCGAUUGGACACAAUACCUCAAUCACUUGCAAAGCCAUUGUGUGACAUUAUACAUGUUUCUAUUGUUGACAUACACAACUUGAUUGCCCCUCCUAUACCAAAACAGAAACCUCCUCCCUCCUUAUCUGGCUCAUGGUAUGGUCUUUGGCAUGAAGGUAUUCCAAAAUUCCAAUCAAAAGAUGAUAUUAUUACCGAAAGUGGUCGCGAACUCUUAAACCUUGCUUCACCUUGGCUAGGAAGUAAUAUUAUUUUAUUUUGUAAACUCUUAAGAAUAGCUCAUGCACAUCUAAAAGAGUCAGAGAAAGGGCCUAAUAGAAAGAUUGUUGAAAAUGCAUGGCAUGAUAUCAUACGAUCAGUUUUUCUACCCAGUGUUUCAUUACUAGUCACAAAUCCUGGUGUAGUUAACGAUUUUUGGCAACUGUUGAAUUAUUAUCCAUACGAAAUAAGAUAUGGUCUUUAUGGUGAAUGGAAAGAUAUGAAAACGAUCAAAGAUAAGAAACCUCAUCCUGCUCUAACCACUAGAGUCAAUGAAGUGAAACGUAAGACAAAGGGUAUCAUGAAAAGGAUAACUGAAGAAAAUUAUCGUCAAAAAGGUCGUGAAAUUGCUAAGGUGUCUCAUUCUAAUCCAAUAGUUGUAUUUGACAUAGUAUUAUAUCAAGUUCAAGCCUAUCCAAAUCUAAUUAACCCAAUGGUGGAGGCCUGUAAAUAUUUGACUCCAUUGAGUUAUGAUGUCUUGACUUAUUUAAUUCUUUCGAUUUUGGCUGAUAAAAAAGACAAAAUCAAAGAUGAUAAAUUAAAUGUUAGCGAUUGGCUACAACAUUUGGCUCAAUUUUGUGGUAACAUUUGUCGUAAAUACAACACAAUGGAUCUAAAAAGUAUACUACAAUAUGUAGUAAAUCAACUUAAAUGCAACGAACCAAAAGAUUUAAUAGUUCUCUCGCAGCUAAUAUCUACAAUGUCUGGAAUUGAACCCACUGGGAUACCAUCGGAUAUGGAAGUCACAUUGAUGGGUGGUGGUGAGCAUCUCAGAAACAUAAAGUUGUAUAAUCGUACCAUUGAAAAAAAUACUCGUCGUAGUUCUGCAAGACUUGCCAAGACACUGAUUGAGGCUGGCUUGACAGUGUCGAUAGCUGUACUGAUCGCUCAACUAACUCAAGUGGUGCCAUACAGUUCAGUACUCACCGAUUUUACAGAGACUUCAGCUGAUCUUAAAAUAGCUGGUCAUCAGAUUGAUAAUUAUCGAAGCAUAUACAUUCAGUAUAUUGAUUUUCUUGCACUGAAUAUUAGAAGCGAAGAGUACAGUAAUAUGAUACCAUUGAUAGUUGAAUUAUGUACCGAAUAUGAUUUACAACCUGAGUUUGCCUUCAGCCUACUACGACCAAAAUUAAAAUAUAUGAUCAAGCAACAAAGUUCAUUGGAUCAAAUGGAAGUUGAUGGAGAACCAAAUGUAUGGGAGCCUUCAUUAAGAGAUUUUAUUAAAGAAGUAAAAGAAAUACAUCCACCACAUGUGUGGACUGGCAUAAGUCCAACUUUUUACACAACUUUCUGGCAACUUUCUUUAUAUGACAUAGAAUGUCCCAAUGAUGAAUAUAUAAAAUCAAAAAAUGAAACAAUUGCAUUAUCUAGUGAUAAAAGACCCAGAGAUAAAGAUAAACUUUUAUCAAUGGCUAAAUCAUUAGAUUCUGAACGUAAAGCACAUUUAGAUCAUGUUGAAAAUAUAAGGCAACGUUUAAAGAGAGAAAAAGAUCAUUGGUUUUCCGGUCAAUUUUCUAAUCGGCAAGAUAUCAUUACACAAUUCUGGCAAUAUUGUCUAUUCCCACGUUUACUGUUAUCAGCUGACAAUGCAGUUUUUUGUGCCAAGUUUAUAGAGAUAAUGCAUGAGAUUGGAACUGCCAAUUUUUCAACACUUACGCUUUAUGAUAGAAUAUUUGCAGAUCAAGUACAACCAAUAACUUUCACUUGUACUGAGACAGAAGCUCGUAAUUAUGGUCGAUUCCUACACACAGUUUUGAAAUAUUUGAGUUCUUUACAUAGAGAUCAAAAAUCAUAUGAGGCUUAUGGUAAAGGAAAAGGUAUUCCUGGUUUCCAAAUGAAAUGGAGUUCACAGGUUCGACAACCAACUAAUAUUGCAGAAACCGAUUUACUUCAAUACGAAGAUUUUAGACGUGUUUUUUAUAAAUGGCAUUCAAAACUUUUGAAGGCUUUUGAACAAUGUCUAACUUCUGAAGAAUAUAUAUCACUGCGGAAUGCAAUGAUUGUUCUGAAUCAUAUUGUUGCGCAUUUUCCAGCUGUUGAAACUAUUGGCAAAAAAAUUACUAGUUUUAUUGAAAAUAUAGUUCAACAUGAAGAAAGUCCUGAUAAUUAUAAUCAAAGACCAGACAUCAAAAUACUGGCAAAAAGUUAUUUAGGAAAGUUGUCUGUGGCAAAAAAAUCAUGGUUGCCAAUGAAACAGUUUCAAACGCCAAAACAAACUGCUAAUAACAUUACAAAUGGCAACAUUAACAACGUAAAUGCCAACGCCAACAGUUCUACAUCUACAUCUGCAACCGCAACAUCUCCUAAUCAUAAUGCCAAUAGUAGUAGUAGUAAUGCAAAUGUUUCAACUCCAAAAUCAAUUCAUGGAGAUCAUCCACAUAGCUCAUUGAAUUCUCCAAAUGCUGGGACAUCAAGAUCAAGUCCUCUAAUUAUGCAACACACUUCACAUUCAUCACCUCGUGCACCUAACAGUAGAACUGAUAGUCCUCGUCGACAAAUUCAUCCUUUACCUGAUAAACCAAAGCAAAAGGAACAGAAAAAAGGUGAAACAUAUAGUGACCGAGAAAAAGAUAAAGAUAUAGUUAAAAAGAUUGAUCAUCAUGAUCGGGAAAAGGACUUAAAAAAGAAUAACAAUGAUUACCAUGAACGUGAGAAAGAAAGGACAAGGGAAAUUAAAGAUAGGAUGAAACAACCAGAGAUGUCACGAAGUGAAGCCGAAAAAAAAGAUAGAGAAUUACAGAAAUCUGGUAAAGAUCGUACGAUGAUUGAUGAUCGUAGCAAAAGGAUGGAGCAUCAUCAACAACGUAUUAAAGAUCGUGAUAUAAGAGAUCAUGAUAGAAUGAAGGAUAAAGAAAGGGAUAAUAAACGUGAGGAUAAUAGACGCGAAGAUAAAAAAGAUAAAAAUAAGGAGAGAGAGCGUAGUAGAGAUCCAGAAAGAGAGAGGGAACGUAUUCGGGAGGAAGAUAGGGAAAGGGAGAGGAUACAGGAUAGAGAACGUCAUCGUGCUGAUCAAGGUCGAAGACGUCAUCUUGAUGAACCCAAUCCAAGACGUGGUAGAAAGAUAUAUUCCGAUUAUGACAUGCAAGAGCGUAUCCCUAGAGACGAAAGAGAAAUGAUGGCAAUGAGUAUGAGAGAUGAUCGAGAUCGUAAAAGAGUUUUUGAACGUGACGAUGACCCAGAUAUCAUGUUAAAAAAGCCUAAAAUUAAAGGUAUGCCACCUCCUAAUAUGAUGGGACCUAGUAGGGGACCAGUAAAAUUAAAUCGUACUGUGGAACAUAUUAAUGAAUUAUUACAACCACUUCCAGGUCCAGCUCCAAGCGUAGGGAAUAUUGGUAAAAGAGGCGGCGGCGAAAAAUACAGAAGAAGAAAUAAUAACAACUAUAAUUAA